This is a messenger RNA of Etheostoma spectabile (orangethroat darter), 3262 nucleotides long. It is a transcript of the gene suclg2, whose product is annotated as succinate-CoA ligase GDP-forming subunit beta. Bases 142 to 1437 code for a protein of 431 amino acids. Gene Ontology annotation, biological process: tricarboxylic acid cycle; succinyl-CoA metabolic process. Lineage: Eukaryota; Metazoa; Chordata; Actinopteri; Perciformes; Percidae. The transcript has 11 exons. Gene Ontology annotation, molecular function: metal ion binding; succinate-CoA ligase (GDP-forming) activity; ATP binding. The record is from RefSeq and is a predicted model, not a curated record. Gene Ontology annotation, cellular component: mitochondrion; succinate-CoA ligase complex.
CAGAAGUACAAAUGAAGCUGUGGAUGUCCGCCGUGCCUCCUUUUCAAGCUCCGCCCAUGUCUGCCAGUUGACCUAUGAACGGCUCUGUGCUAACUCGCACAUGCUCCCGACGUCACAUCUCUCUUUGGUCUUCCUGUCAACAUGGCGACAUCCAUGGCAUCCCAGGCUGCAGCAAGAGGACUGAGGACAGCGACCUCAAAGCACAUACUUCUGGACAAACUCAAGUGCACCUGGUUUAGUCCCAGGAGAUGGCUGAAUCUACAAGAGUACCAGAGCAAGAAGCUGAUGCAAGAGAGUGGCGUGGCUGUCCAACGCUUCUACGUGGCCGACACAGCUUCGGAGGCCUUGGAGGCUGCAAAGAGACUCAAUGCCAAGGAGAUCGUGUUGAAAGCUCAGAUUCUGGCUGGGGGCAGAGGCAAGGGUGUGUUUGACAGUGGCCUUAAAGGUGGAGUGCACUUAACUAAGGACCCUGCUGAGGUUGGUGAACUGGCCAAUAAGAUGCUGGGUUUCAAUCUAACUACUAAGCAGACACCGAAAGAUGGAGUGAAAGUGAAAACGGUGAUGGUUGCUGAGGCCCUGGACAUUACUAGAGAGACCUACUUUGCCAUCCUGAUGGACCGCGCCUGUAAUGGUCCUGUCAUGGUAGGCAGCCCUCAGGGAGGUAUGGAUAUCGAGGAGGUAGCUGCCAACUCCCCAGAACUCAUCUUUAAGGAAGUCAUAGAUAUACUUGAAGGUGUACGAGACGACCAGGCGCUGUGCAUGGCAGCUAAUUUGGGUUUCAAAGGACCUCUGCAGAGACAGGCAGCAGAUCAGAUUAAGAGGCUCUAUGAUCUGUUCCUGAAAGUCGACGCCACUCAAGUAGAAGUCAAUCCUCUUGGAGAAACCCCCGAAGGACAAGUGGUUUGCUUUGAUGCUAAGAUCAACUUUGACGACAAUGCCGAGUUCCGUCAGAAAGCUGUGUUUGCCAUGGACGACAUGACUGAGAGUGACCCUACAGAGACGGAGGCAGCCAAGUGGGACCUCAAAUAUAUCGGACUGGACGGAAAUAUCGCCUGCUUUGUGAAUGGAGCCGGUUUGGCCAUGGCCACAUGUGACAUCAUUGACCUGCAUGGAGGAAAGCCGGCUAACUUUCUGGACCUGGGGGGAGGAGUCAAAGAGAGACAGGUUUACGAGGCUUUUAAACUGCUGACAGCUGACCCUAAGGUUGAGGCCAUCCUUGUCAACAUCUUUGGUGGGAUUGUCAACUGUGCUAUCAUCGCCAACGGUAUCACCAAGGCCUGUAGAGAGCUGGAGCUAAAGGUGCCACUGGUGGUCAGGCUUGAAGGGACUAACGUCCAUGAGGCCAAGAGGAUUCUGUCCGAGAGCGGCCUGCCCAUCACAGCAGCAGAGAACCUGGAUGACGCUGCCAAGAAAGCAGUGGCUGCCAUCAAGAAAUAGGAAACUCUUAGUGUAACAUCACCAGGCUCAUGUCCACCCAUCACCAACAUUAAUGCAGUCUCAGAUCAUCACCGUCAGCCUUUUCUUACACAUACAGACCUCCAGGACGUUAAGCCUUUGCUCUCAUUGGCCUUUACUUUUCUUUGUUAUAACACAAGCUACCCAAAAAUACUUUCAUUGCCAAUUCAGUAACUACGUUUUUUUGAGAUGCUGUUUCACCUCAACACCUUAAAAAAUUUAAAUUUUAGUCACGUCACCUAUGCAGUGUAAAUUAGCUGCUUUUAAAUUCUUCAAACACAAUCUAUAUUAUAUUUAUACAAAUUGAAAUAAAUCACUCUAAUUCUCAGGCUUGUCAACAUAAUCUUGGUCCUGGAACGCUCUAGUGACCUCAGUCAGAAAUUAGAUGGAGACCCAACACUUUGUGCAUUCCAUUUUCCAAGGUGAAAGAUGCUGCCUACUCUGUGCAUAAUGUGGAAUAUGUAUGGAAUAUAAGUUAAAUAAAGAUUUUCACCAUAAAGCUCUAGUGCAUAACUUUUUGAUAAUAAUGAACAUCCCUCACAUUCAAGUCAUUGCCAAAUGAGUUGCUACGAAGCUAAUUAAGACUAUCAGAAACUGAUAAAACUGUCUCUGUAUUUCUCAGCAUGGCUAUGUUCAUGAAAUGGUGUCGUCUGGAAACUUUUGCACUCAAAAAUUUGAUAGUAAUUACCUCUUCUAAAGAGUUUCUUUUUUAUUCUUCAUGUCCUCCUUGGCUACUUGCAACCGCGCGGAUGAGGGUAUGGGGCACGGUGUUGUCAUAGAGCUGCAGUGUGUAGAUUCUGUCGUCCCAAUGAGGAAUUCUAAGCAAUAAUAACACCACUGUUGUUGCAUCCACAAGACACAAGCCUUCCGUGAUCGCGCACCGCCCCCACCCCUCCUCCACGCAGUUACUUGUAGCCAGGGAGAACACGGAGGAUAGAAAAACAUGAACCAUUAUUAUUAUCUUCACUCGAGUUUCUGUGCUCAAAAGUCGCCAUCGUCACGCAGCACGGUGGCUAAGUGGUUAGCACUUCUGCCUCACAGCAAGAAGGUGCUUGGUUCGAAUCCAGGUCGUUCCGGGCCUUUCUGUGUGGAGUUUGCAUGUUCUCCAUGUGUUUGCGUGGGUUUCCUCUGGGUGCUCCAGUUUCUUCCCACCAUAAAAAACAUGCAUCCUAGGUAGGACUACAGUUGAAAACUGGCGCAUUUACAGAAAUGUUCAUUAAUGUGCAUUGUCCUAAUCAAAUUAAUAAAUAAAAAUAAAAAAAAACCAGCCAUGCUGAGAAAUACAGAGAGAGUUUUGUGGAGCUGAUAGUCUUUGUAUCAACUCAUUUAGCAAUGGCUUGAAUGUAACAGACGUUUGUUAAUAUAAAAAAAGUUAUGCACUAAAGUUUUAAAGGUACAAACCGCUCGUUCUUUGAAACGCUCAUCCAUUUUCAUGGCACUUAACACUAUUCUGUCUGUUUUCCAAGUGACAAACGAAUCCAUGAAUCCAUCCAAUGCCUCAUCUGUGAAUUAAAUGAGGUGGAUGAAGUACCUACGCUGUGAAUUUUAUACAUCAUGUCUUAAUUGUUAAGUGAUCGAUGGCUAUGAGUGUUAACUGUUCAGAUCUGUGCCUAUUUCAUGACUGCUUGUAAUCUAAGAGUUUUGUAAACUAUCUUUCAGUACCAGCAGUAGUUUCAUACAGAGUGAGAAAAAUGCAAUUGUACUUAUUGUAGCUUUUUUAUAAUCAUGAAUGUAUAUUAGCAGUAUAUCCUGAAUACAGUUUCAAUUCUGUGUUUAUAAUUUUAGAUUAAAAAGAAAUAUUUCAAGA